Sphaerodactylus townsendi is the source of this 9326-nucleotide messenger RNA. RefSeq names its product DLC1 Rho GTPase activating protein (gene DLC1). Gene Ontology annotation, molecular function: protein binding; lipid binding; GTPase activator activity. Gene Ontology annotation, cellular component: membrane raft; focal adhesion. The coding region runs from base 295 to 4893 and encodes 1532 amino acids. NCBI's taxonomy places the organism in Eukaryota, Metazoa, Chordata, Lepidosauria, Squamata, Sphaerodactylidae. The record is from RefSeq and is a predicted model, not a curated record. The transcript has 18 exons. Gene Ontology annotation, biological process: regulation of Rho protein signal transduction; signal transduction; actin cytoskeleton organization.
AGCAGAUAGUUUCACCAAAUCUUUACAAUUUGGAGGAUGUGGAUGCUGUGGGCUGCUCCAGACAGGCACCCUGUCAGAUUGUGAAAGAGUGGUUCCUGUCAGCAGAAUUCUAAUAUGAGCAAGAUGGAGUCGGUCCUCUUACAAUCCUUGAUCUGCAACUCUGGAGAAUUCUCCUUAAAGAUGUCCAGGAGGUAAAACCAUUUCAUCCUGUGGAGUAAUUCAUGGAAGCCAUAUAAUGUCUUUCCUGGACCAGAUUGUAUUACACUUGGGAACCUGUUGCUAAAGUACUAUGACAUGUCUCUAGCAAUCAGAAAAAGGAGCUGGGAAGAGCAUGUGACACAAUGGAUGGGCUUGCCUUUUGGUUCGGUUGAUUCUAAUAUAUUAUGCAGGCAUGGCCUAGUUGCUGACAACUUGCAGGCCAGUAUGGAAAAUGAUGGAGUUCGGAGCAGUGGUCAGAAAGAAACAAGUGCUUCCUUGCCAGAUUGCUAUCUUGGUGGAGAGCUGGUAGGUUUCCCCCUGAAGCUGCUGGGUAAUGUUUCCAAAGAGGUGGAUGAAAAUGACAAUCAUCAAGAGGAAGAAGAUUUUCUGUCACUGGAAGCCAGCACGGAAACUUUGGUCAAUGUUUCUGUUGGGAGUGAUGAUGAAGAUGGUGGUGGUGAGAGGGAGCUCAGUUUAGAGAAAGCCAACAGCCACUUUGCUCAGGUUUCAGAGAAUUUACCGGAUGGAAAGAACAGUGUGGAAAAAGCAGAGCCCUUCAUGACAACUGAAUCAAGAGUGGAAGCAAGAACGGAAUUGGAUCAAGUUUGUGCACAAUCCAGGAAAGUGAAUGAACCUCAGUGUGAUACAGUUCCAGAACCACUGAAGAUCAAUAUUUGUGAUAGCAGAGGAGAAAAUUUGGAAAUUCAACAUGGCAGCAGCUCCAGCGAAAAUUGUCUACAAGAAAAUUUAAGUGAGUCUCAAGAAAAUAUUGUGUCUGAGAAGGUAGUUUGUACUGCUGUAGCUGCACAACAGCACAGAAAACUGGAGAGUCCUGACGAGGGGUAUGAAAAAACGAUCUGCAGUCCAGCAAAUGAUAAGCAUUCUCCUGGUCAACGUAAUGACAAACAUAAUAAAGCAGCCUUAGCUGCAGACUGCAAUUACUACCUUCUCCCUUUGCCAAGCUCUGAUUUGCUGUCAGAAGGCAAUUGUCUGGAUGGUGUUACAGAUUCUCAAGACAAACUCUUAACAAGUGUGCCCUUGGUAGAAGGUGGGACUGAUUUAAAGACCAGCAUGGCUGAAGACAGUCAAGUCAUACUGCGCAAAAGAAAGGAAGCAAGAGAAGGUCGAGAUCAGUCACGACUGGACUCUAUGGUGCUGCUCAUUCUGAAACUGGACCAGCUGGAUCAGGAUAUUGAGAACGCUCUCAGUUCUGGACCUUCUCCAUCCAGCACACCGACACACCCAUGGAAGCACACACGUGAUUUGGAAUUGCAUCCUGAAAGUGAAAUGGACGUGGCCGCAAUGAACCAGCUGCCAUCCAGUGAUCCUCAACUUCUUCCUCAUGCUUACGGUGUUGACCACACACUUCCCAUUCAAAUGGCUGGGUCUGGUGCUAAACCGAAGGCUGGGGCUAUACCAGUUAUCACAGAAAAAGAGAAGGCUGAAAUUGAGGCCAAGGAAGCAUGUGAUUGGCUGCGGGCAGCAGGGUUCCCACAGUAUGCUCAACUCUAUGAGGAUCUCAUAUUUCCCAUUGACAUCACUUCGGUCAAGAGAGAGCAUGACUUUUUGGACAGAGAUGCCAUUGAAGCUUUGUGCAGGCGUUUAAAUACUUUAAACAAAUGUGCAGCGAUGAAGCUAGACAUCAGUACACACAGGAAACGGAGUGACGAUUCUGAUGAAGAUGAGCCUUGUGCAAUAAGUGGCAAAUGGACAUUUCAGAGGGACAGCAAGAGGUGGUCCAGACUUGAGGAGUUCAAUGUGCUGGCUUCUAAGACUCCAAGUAGCACAUCCCCAGAUGAGGCUCACCUUAGUAGCGCAGCCAGCCAUGAAAGUGUGCUGACGGACCUUAGUGAGCACCAAGAGAUAGUUUCUGUCCAUAGCAGCAGCAGCAGCAGCAGUCACCCAGCUGCGUCCCAGAGUGAAGCAGCCACCACCCGAACCAAUUCGGUCAUUAGCAUUGGCUCAUCAGGCAACCUUGUGGCCAAUGAAGACUCCUUCAGCAGUUUGCCUUCUCCCAAAGAGCUGUCAAGUUUCAGCUUCAGUGUGAAAGUGGCUGAGAAGAACACCAAGUCCAAAACAAGAAGCCUUCUAAAGAGAAUGGAGAGCCUAAAAAUUAAAAGCUCCCAUCACAGUAAAAACAAGGCCCCAUCAAAACUUGGCCUCAUUAUCAGUGGGCCAAUCUUACAGGAAGGGGUGGAUGAAGAGAAGCUGAAGCAACUGAAUUGCGUUGAGAUCUCCACUCUCAAUGGCAACCAUAUCAACGUCCCUAUGGUACGGAAAAGAAGCGUCUCCAAUUCUACCCAGACUAGCAGUAGCAGCAGCCAAUCAGAAACAAGCAGUGCAGUGAGCACCCCAAGCCCUGUCACAAGAACACGUAGUCUCAGCACAUACAACAAAAGAGUGGGAAUGUAUCUAGAGGGCUUUGACCCAUUCAACCAAUCAACAUUCAAUGACAUCAUACAGCAGAAUUUUAAAAACAGGGAGAGCUUUUCGGAAGAUACAGUGUUUUUCAUUCCUGAGGACCACAAGCCUGGAACGUUUCCCAAAGCACUCUCCAAUGGCAAUUUUUCUCCAUCGGAUAACAGCACCUCUGUGAACUGGAGAACUGGAAGCUUUCAUGGGCGCAGCCAUCUUGCCCUCCGGAGGGAAAACAGUUCCGAUAGCUCCAAAGAUCUGAGUGUCGGGAAAAGGCGCAAUUCCUCCAGCUCUGUCUGCAGUCGCCUGAGCAUUUAUGAUAAUGUGCCAGGAUCCAUGCUGUAUUCCAGCACAGGUGAUCUCGCUGACCUUGAAAAUGAAGACCUUUUCCCCGAGCUUGAUGACAUUCUGUAUCACGUAAAAGGAAUGCAGAAAAUAGUGAACCAAUGGUCAGAGAAGUUUUCCGACGAAGGGGAUUCUGAUUCAGCCCUCGAUUCGGUUUCCCCGUGCCCGUCCUCUCCCAAACAGAUUCUUCUUGAUGCGGACAAUGAUAGAACAAUACCCAGAGAUCUUGACAGUAUGGGAAAUUCUCUGAACGAUACAGAAGACUCCACAGGAAUCCAGGAAAGAAGAGACUCUGGGGUGGGGGCAUCGUUGACACGCUCAAACAGGCACCGAAUGAGGUGGCACAGCUUCCAGACAUCUCACCGGCCCAGCUUAAGCUCAGCAUCUUUACAGAUCGACUGUCAGUCUGUGGUGCAGAUGAACUUGCUGCAGAAAUACUCCCUCCUGAAGUUAACAGCUCUUUUGGAGAAAUAUACGCCUUCCAAUAAACACGGCUUCAGCUGGGCUGUGCCAAAGUUUAUGAAGAGAAUAAAGGUCCCUGAUUAUAGAGAUCGAAAUGUGUUUGGAGUUCCCCUUACAGUUAAUGUCCAGCGUACAGGUCAGCCGCUUCCACACAGUAUCCAGCAAGCCAUGCGGUACCUUCGCAACCAGUGUCUGGAUCAGGUUGGGCUUUUCCGAAAAUCUGGAGUCAAGUCAAGAAUCCAGGCUUUGCGGCAGAUGAAUGAAAACUCAACAGGCAAAGUCAACUACGAAGGCCAGUCGGCUUACGAUGUGGCAGACAUGCUGAAACAGUUUUUCCGUGACCUGCCAGAACCGCUCAUGACCAACAAACUUUCAGAGACUUUCUUACAGAUCUACCAAUAUGUGCCAAAGGACCAGCGUCUCCAGGCAAUCAAGGCGGCCAUUAUGCUUCUCCCAGAUGAAAACAGGGAGGUUCUACAAAUUCUCCUAUAUUUCUUGAGUGAUGUCACAGCUGCUGUGAAGGAAAACCAGAUGACGCCAACAAACCUUGCUGUGUGCUUAGCACCUUCUCUUUUCCAUUUGAAUACCCUCAAGAGGGAAAAUUCUUCUCCAAGGCAAGUCUCCAGGGUGAUGCAGAGGAAACAGAGUCUGGGAAAACCUGAUCAGAAGGAUUUAAAUGAGAAUUUGGCUGCAACACAGGGCCUGGGUCACAUGAUUGCAGAGUGUAAGAAACUCUUUCAGAUCCCCGAAGAAAUGAGCAAAUGUCGGAAUUCUUACACGGAACAAGAUCUUAAGCCAUUGAGCUUGGAGGAACUGGGACAAAAUAGCAACUCUCAGCCUGCAAACUAUCAUUCUUACAUCCAGGACUGUAUGGAUGAUUUGCUGAAAGAGAUAAAGGACAAAUUUAAAGGCUGGGUCAACUAUUCCACCUCAGAGCAAGCAGAGCUUGCCUACAAGAAGGUAUGUGAGGGUCCCCCUCUCCGCUUGUGGAAGUCUACCAUUGAAAUCCCCGCAGGUCCCGAAGAGGUCUUAAACCGUAUACUUAAAGAGCAGCACCUUUGGGACGAGGACCUUUUAGACGCCAAAGUGAUUGAGAUUUUGGACAGCCAGACUGAUAUAUACCAAUAUGUACAAAACAGCAUGGCACCACAUCCAGCCAGAGACUAUGUCGUCCUGAGGACUUGGAGGGCAAACUUGUCCAGGGGAGCCUGCUCACUUCUGUGCUCCUCAGUGGAACAUGAUCGUGCUGCAGUCCUUGGCGUGAGAGUAAACGUGCUUCUGUCCAGGUAUCUCAUAGAGCCAUCCAGUUCAGGAAAAUCCAAGCUGACCUACAUGUGUAGAAUUGAUUUAAGGGGGCAUAAACCUGACUGGUAUGCAAAGGCUUUUGGACAUCUAUGUGCAGCUGAUGUUGUGAAGAUCAGAGAUUCUUUCAUUAAGCAGAACGUGGACAGUAAGGAAGCAAAAUCCAGGUGACUACUGAAGCCAACCAACUUUGCAUUCAACCCAUCGCCACUGGUGUGCAUAGAUAUGCCCAGGAGCUGGUGAUUGUCUGCUGCAGAAUGGGUCACAAUGUGGCUGUGAAGUUUUCACAUGAAUCAGGAGUAUCUGGAAUUGGUCUGAUAUUCUCACUCGAAAGGCUGUGGCAACACCCUGCAUUUUAAAGCUGCUGCUUCCUGUCGACAUUAGGUCUAUCGUGUAGGCCUUGACUGGAAUAUACUGGACAUUACCAAAAAAAAGAUUUUUAAAGAAUAUUAUUCUAUGUGUGAAUUGCUUCUGAGAAGCAAAAUUCUAUGAAAUAUAUUCUGGAAUACCGUGAAAGAAAUGAUUUAUAACUUUGCGUGUCAGGCUGUGUGCUGUUUGUUGAGGGACUGUUGCAUCCACUGGAUUUGUUGGUACUCUUCAGUGUGUUCUCACUUAAGAAAGCGAAAGAAGGUUUGCACAGAGACAAAGGCGUUGAAUGGCUUUCUGAAUUUUGGACACAGACUUGGAUACAGGAGUCGUAGAAACGCAGUGUCUGGUACACUCGAAGGCAACAAGAAAGCAUUUUAACGUGAGGAAAGGUUUUGGCCCGGUAGACCAUCACAAGCUAGUCUUGUGUGUCAUGUGCAUAUAACCAAAUAAAUAAAUAAUGGGGCAGCACCAAUGAAAGCAAAACAUGAUGCCCAGUGAAGAAUUUAUUGGAGAGAUGGGAAAUAUCCAGUGCAUUUCAAUAUCUUUUUUUCACAUGAUUCUGUGUCUUCUGCUAUUUGAAAGAAAUGUUCUCUACAUCAUGACACAGAGGCAAGUAUGUUAUUGCCCCUGCAUCAUAUGCUUAACAGAAUUGCCACAGUUUGUGGCUUUCUGAUUAGUGUACCUCCGUGAAACAAGUGUUUGCCAUAGUCUCACUAUAAACAUCUUAAAAACAACUUGUGAAGUGGCAUUUAAGUAUUCUAACUCUUAAACAGCAUAUUGGAAAAACAUGGUAACAGAAAUACAUCCACUGGUUUUAAUUCACUUAUGUUCUUCCCCAUAUGUGUAAUCCCAUCAUUUUAUCCAUAUGCUCCUGCUAAGAUUUAGGCCAGACUCUUAGCAGACCUCAUUUGUAUGGCUCUCAUAGGAAUAAACAGAAAGCUUGCGACAUGAAGGUAGAGCUGGUAUUGCUUUCAGUAGUUUUUUAAAAAAGACAGCACUGGAAAAAUAGCAUAACUGGAGCAUAAAGCAUUUUAAAGGAAUCCAGUGGAAUGGAUACUGUGUUACAAGUUUAAAGAUAUUCAUAUCAUCCACUCUCAUAUAACCGUAUUAACCUCAUUUAGCCAAAUGCUUUUGGGGAAAACCUUCCCCAAUCCUCAGAAAUGUUGGAAGUUGGAAAAGCCAAGUUGCAUAAGCAAAAGUAUUUUUGCUAUUAGGUUACCUGGGGCAAAUUGAAGGACUGCAGGUUAGUUAAGAUAAUAGGGAAGUCCUGCAGAUGGGGUAAUACACUGACCAAGUUAGUGGCUUUUAGAAGCGAGAAACUCAGACCUGCUAACUCUGGUGUAACCUUGAAUGUUAGGAUGGCAGUAGCAAGUGGCACAACUGAGUAGGAGCUGAUAGACAUAAGGUGCUACUCAUCCGUGUUUCUGAAAACUACAUUCACUGUCUCAGGCAUUGUCAGAAAAGUCUUUUGUGUAUGUGUGUGAUCACAUUGUCAAAUAUGACAUAUGCCAUAGGAAAUCACAAGCAUUUCUUCAUAAAAGUGGUUUUUUGUUUUGUUUUGUUUUUUGCUGCAAGAAAGUUAAAAACAGGGUAUCGAGAGAGCAGAUAGGGGAUUUGGGGGCUGGAUUUUCCCAGUGUUUCAGACCACAUGGAAUUAUGCUCCAACUGUGCCUCCCUCACUUUUGGGUAUGAGUUAGCUACAACAGAUGCUGUUCAAUCAUUAAUUGCUGAAAUACAUAGGGUUGGAUCCAGACUAAAUUUUCCUCUUUAUCUUGUUUUUGUGGUGUUUAUAAUUUCCCUUUCUCACUGAGGACUCAAGGUGGAUUAUAGGGGGAAAAACACAGAUACUGUAGGAUAACCCCAAAGAACAAUGCAACAAGACCAUAAUUACUGAAUUAGGGAACAAUGUGAGCUGUAAAUUAUCUAAAGCAAGGCCUGGCAUAAACCAUACAGAAGGCAGAAGCAGUAAAAACAGGUUAUACGUACAAUAAUUGGGGAUUAAGUGUUACUCCAUUAUAGUAAUGGUGCUCUCCUGAACAACAAAGCAGCAGACUCUAAUCUGGAGAACCAGGUUCAAUUCCCCACACCUCCACAUGAGGCCUGCUGAGUGACCUUGGGCCAGUCAAAGUUCUCUCAGAACUCCCUCAGCCCACACAGAAACAAGCAGUGGCAAACCAUCUCUGAAUGUCUCUUACCUUGAAAACCUAUAGGGUCACCAUAAAUCAACUGUGGCUUGAAGGCACUUUCCUCCACCGCCUCCUAGACAGAGUGGAAUUUUACUGCCUCCCCUGUGUUACUGAUUAGGGCCCUUGAGGAACAUCAUGAGGAAGGGCUGGAACAGGAAGGAAGAAUUGGUGGCCAAGUUAGUCGAGAUCUAGCCCAUACUCUCCAAGAGCAGGUCUUUGACUCUUGCUAUGACUCUUGCGCCACUUGCAGUGGUGUCCUGUGUAAGAUUUGAGGUUUAGUAUAGGGAUGCAGUAUUGUUUUAGAGAUACACUGAACUAGAGUGAAUAAUGUGUGAAUGAAAAAUGUAAAGUGGAAGAUAGAUAGUUGGGUUGUUAUUUUACUGCAAAGGCUUUAAGGCGGGGUGUCCAACUCUGGUCCUCCAGAUGUUCAUAGACUACAGGGACUGAGGGGAAUCGUAGUCCAUGAACAUCUGGAAGACUAGAGUUGGACAGCCCUGCUUUAAAGAGUAAUCUAUGCUUCUAGUUGCCCUAUCCCAGGUCUUCCUCCUUUUCAAUGUCUUUUAAAGUUAUCCUUUCCAUAUUCUUAAAACUAGGGACAACUGCUAGGUGGUAUGUUGUACCAAAGAUGGUGUGAAAAGCUGGACUGUUCAUUCCAUCUUCCUCACUAGCGUUAAAGAAAAGGCCUGCACAGCUUGGGGGUUUACCUUAUAACUCAGGCCCUUUUCUGGAUUUCCCAUCUCAGGGCCACAGCAAGGCUGGAAGCAGCCCUCAGUUACCAUUGUCAGUAUUAUUUGCUUUCAAAAAUGUUUGUGAUGAAGAAUCAUGGUGUUACCAGCAGGUUACAUUCUGUUUGUAGUAACUGCCUCUGCCUGCCUCAUUACCCCCAUAAUGCUGUCUUGUUUUGACUCACCCCUGAUGGUUCUUUGCACAUUUUGUAAUACACAGGCAAAGUUAUGAAAUUGCCAAUUGGGGGGUGCUCUUUUGCGUUUGUUUUUUGUCACGUGAUAAGCUUGACAAAUGGGAACAAUGCAGAAGUUCUUCCCGGAAGCUGUGGAAAACAGUUCAGGGUGUUAGUGCAAGCUGUAAUGAGGUACUAACUCCACUUUUACAAACCCCAAGGUAUGAGUGAUAAAACCCAGGAUAGAGUGUGGAUGGGUAUCAGCUUUUUCAGAUAUGUUACAAGAAUCUUCCUGAGGGAAAAGAAGCUGUACUGGAUCAUGCGUACAUAUCCCCACCCUCAACAGUUGUGAAAUGAGUUGGGUCCAGAUUCCACACAGCAAGCUGCAGGGAAUGGGUUUUUAAAAAUAAAUAAAUAAAUAAAUAAAUAAAUAAAUAAAGGAGACCCCAAACUGACUCAGAAUGCUACUGUGGGGUGGAGAAGGGGCCUUCCCUCCCAUAUUUUCCCUCAUGGAAACAGCACUUGGGAAGUUUAUUUCCCCAUUUUUACUACUUGUGCCCAUCAGAAAUGGGGCUGUUCCCUCAAGGGAAAAUGGUUUUGGAAGGCAGGACUCUUCCUUGCCCUAUGGUGACUUUUUGGAGUUUCCUCUAGUUUUUAAAAGUAAUUCUUCAGAGCUGUUGUGGGCCCUGCAGGGAACCUUGGUGGGUUUGGGAAACACAGAUUCAACUCUUUAAAAACCUGAUGAUGUAGUUUUGCCUUUACUGCCAGAUGAGUGUGCUUAGGAUCACAGCAUUAGUGUUCCUCGUGAUUAGGGCAACCUUGUGCUUUCUUUGUAUACUUUCCUAAAUGUUUAAAUGUGUAAAAAUGUAUGUUGUACAUACCAUUCUGUUGUAAACAUGUACACUUGCUCACAAUUUAUUGUCCAAUAUAGAUAAAGCAUGAACAUAAUUAUUUAAAUAUACUUGUAUUUAUACCUCAGAUACUCAUUUGGGGGAGGGGAGGAUUUUGUACCUCAAGUUGUCUACCCUUCCUCCUCCCUCAUGUAAAUAAGUUCUACACAACUAAGGUCUAAGUAAAAGAAGAAAAGGUUUAUAUCUUGAUGUUAUAUGUCUGUACAGCAUAUAAUCAAUAAAUGCACUAUUAAAUGUUAA